GCAUUAUUACUUGAAAGAGAAUGUAAUAAUGCUGAAGUGUUUGUUGAUCUUACUAAACACACGGCUGCGGGCAGCGGUACUGAUAAUCAUUACAGUAUCUAAUUAUCUUGUUGUAGGUGAUAUUUUUCCCGGCAAGGACUCAGAGCGGAUAACACUGAAUGACAAUCAGCCUUUUAUUCUUAAAUCGUUUCAGUACCCAGCAAAGUUCCCUGAUGACACGAAGUAUGUUUAUGCUAUCGAUGCAUCCGGUCUGGCCAUUAAGAGCCACAAGACCUUAGAGCCGAGUUCUAACAUCGGAUUGCGACGGCUUUUUUCAGUACUAAGAUUCAGUCAAAGGAAUUUCUGUUCGGAGUGCGUUGGCCAAAUAGAACCGUACUGGAUGGAUGCUUGGGACAGCGAAUUAAUGUGUGGGAUGCCAAGGUUCCAACAUCACCGAUUGCGUAUGCUUGUGGUGAAGAACGAGUGGAUAUUCUGUCGUAUAGCGAUUCUAUUGUAAGCACUUUCUGUAAAUAC
Molecule: messenger RNA, 513 nt
Organism: Paramacrobiotus metropolitanus
Lineage: Eukaryota; Metazoa; Tardigrada; Eutardigrada; Parachela; Macrobiotidae
Exons: 4
Coding region: 29-496 (155 amino acids)
Source: RefSeq, a predicted model, not a curated record